UUUAAAUCCUUAAAAUGAAAGUCUAGGACUUUCCCGGCUCUCUCCCUCUAAAGCCCUCGUGUCUUCCUCUCAUCUCUCUCUCUCUCUUUCUCUCUCUGCGAGACUUCCGGUUUCCACGGUGGCCUUUUGGCCAGCAUCGGAUCUGGGGUUUCUACGCGGUCUAUUGAAGGGUUCUGUUCAUAGUUGGGAUAUUGUUGCUUUUGUAUUUUCUAGAUUUGAGAAAGGAGUAGGGGUGAUUGUUAUUUUUUGGUGGAAUAUUAGCGAAAAGGCGGUCAGGUCUUGUAAAACAAGUUAAACUGCAAUUAUUGUAGAUUUCUUGGCCUUAUUUGUGACUUAGUAUUGGAAAGUGAUGUUUACCUAAUGAAGGUAGAUAUAUCUGCGAUAUCUUUUCCCACUGAAGGUUAAAAUAUAUAGUGAAGAGGUAAUCUGUGUUAUGGGUUGACUUCAAAUAUAGGAGGAUUUGGUCGUGUUCUGCUAAUAUUGUGGAUUUUAUCAUUUGGAGUGUGGGGUGAAGGGAACGAUUAGAUUGGGCUUGUGGUUUUGUUAUGGAUCAUAUGACCCCUAGAGAGAGGGAUAUUGAAACUGAUCUUGAAAGCGGGGAAACAACUAGUGAAGAUGAUUCGAGCAAAGCCCCUCUUUUAGGUGCUAUAAAGCAGGCCAGGACAUUUCUUGGGAAGAUUCAUAGUGGGUUUGUUGAUGGCUCAGCCAAGGGUGAAGAUGGGUUAAGUUUAUCUGACAAUGUGCCAAACUCCAAUGGGGUUUCUUCUGAGAAAGUGAAGAUGGUGAACAACAAGAUAUUGGAGGGCGAAGCAACUGUAGAUUAUGUGGAGAAAAUACCAGUGAAGGAGAAACGUAAAAAGACUAGCAAUAAAAAGGCUCCAAAACCUCCCAGACCUCCGAGAGGUCCAUCAUUGGAUGCAGCUGACCAGAAGCUAAUUAAGGAGAUAUCUGAACUUGCCAUGUUGAAGCGUGCAAGGAUUGAGCGAAUGAAAGCUCUGAAGAAGUUGAAAGCUGCUAAGUCAUCUCCUAAAGGCAGCAGCAUAUUUGCGAUGGUGAUGACAAUUCUCUUCUUUCUUGUGAUAAUCUUUCAAGGAAUGUCAUCUAGAAAAAAUACACCGGUAAGCUUCCAGGGGUCCCCUGUGUCUGCAGGACCAACAGAGGGCGGUUUGAUUUCCCUUGAGUACUACCCAUUUCCAUCUGCAAGUGAGCCAAACGAACCUGCUUCUGCUUCUGCUUCUGGUUCUCCCAAUUUAGUAGAGCAGAUUGCUGGUUCAGAUGAAUCGGAAAAGCUGACAAGAGUUGCAGGAUGAAAUGGAGUGUUACUGAAAAAGGGAAUGUUAUUGCCUCUUGCCUAGUCUAUGUUGAAGAGCAAACCAUUUUUCCUUGCGUUUUUAUUUUUAUUUUUUUUGAGUAAUGCUACUAUACACGCUCCCGCUUCUCUACUCCCAUUUAUCUGCUGACUUUUAAAAUUAUUAUUAGAUUAAAAUCUAAUAAAAAUCCAUCUUAAAUUUAAUUGUAAUUUUAAAAGUCACUUAUAGAUAUAGAGAAAUGGGUGAGGAAGUAAGUGGGAGUGUGUGUAUCAUUAUUUUUAUUUUUUAUUUUUUACACUUAACCUUUUGAAUGUGGUCUGAAUCUUUGGGGUAAUUUAUCCCCCUAUUGUGUAUAUAAAUGAAGAUUGGGGGUGACUCAAAUUACUGUACAAAUUUUGUAGAUGAUGCCAAAUAACUACUACUACUGUUGGGAUUUGGUUAGCA
Messenger RNA from Corylus avellana, 1754 nucleotides. RefSeq lists its product as uncharacterized. Lineage: Eukaryota; Viridiplantae; Streptophyta; Magnoliopsida; Fagales; Betulaceae. The record is from RefSeq and is a predicted model, not a curated record.